This is a messenger RNA of Pygocentrus nattereri (red-bellied piranha), 2774 nucleotides long. RefSeq names its product chimerin 2 (gene chn2). Gene Ontology annotation, biological process: positive regulation of GTPase activity; signal transduction; regulation of small GTPase mediated signal transduction. Lineage: Eukaryota; Metazoa; Chordata; Actinopteri; Characiformes; Serrasalmidae. Gene Ontology annotation, molecular function: GTPase activator activity. The transcript has 13 exons. Bases 432 to 1832 code for a protein of 466 amino acids. The record is from RefSeq and is a predicted model, not a curated record.
CCAGCCGCAGAGCGUGGUGUGUUUCUAGCCCGGAGUGGCACAUGGAGACGGUACACCAGCGCUAGACUAAUCUUCGACAUGGCGAACGCAGGCGGGAAUGUUACGGAAUGAGCGAAAGUUUCAGCUCUUCACCUUCCAGCUGACAGGUUGCCGUAUCUCCCCCUCACACGGUUCCAGAAAACGCGCCUCGACUAUUUUUAUCCCGCUCUGCUGCCGCUGAAGCGGCUGUAAAUGCGGCAACGUUGGCGACUCCCGUCUGCUGUGGAGCGCCACUGAGCUCUGUGAGAGCUGGACAGCAGCGAGGACAGGAGCCCCUCUCACAUCAGCACAGACUUCCUUGCCUGAGAGAUACGAGGGAAAGAGGGAAGGUGGAAGACUGAGAUGGACGAGGUAGCAGAAGGAGACUGACUGACUGGCUGACUGACUGAGAUAUGGCAGCUUCUAGUAACUCUAGUCUUUCAGGUUCCUCCGUCUCCUCUGAUCCUGAAGACUACCAACCACCAAUAUGGAAAUCCUACUUGUACCAACUACAGCAGGAGGCCCCGAGACCAAAGAGAAUCACUUGUCCACAGGAGAUUGAGAGCAGGCCCAAGUACUACGGCAGAGAGUUCCAUGGGCUGAUCUCUAGAGAGCAGGCGGAUGAACUGCUGGAUGGAGCAGAGGGGGCUUACCUAAUCAGAGAAAGCCAACGACAGCCUGGCACUUGCACACUCGCUUUGAGGUUUGGUAUUCAGACUCUGAACUAUAGGCUCUUCUAUGAUGGGAAACACUUUGUGGGAGAGAAGCGUUUUGAGUCAGUGCAUGACCUGGUCACAGAUGGCCUCAUCACUCUCUACAUUGAGACCAAAGCGUCCGAAUACAUUGCCAAGAUGACCACUAACCCCAUCUACCAGCACCUGGGCUACACCUCCUUACUGAGAGACAAGAUUACCCACCGUCUCAACCGGGCACGAUCCGAGCCCAAGAGAGUCACUUUCCAACAAGAUGACAAGAUAUCCACAUCUCCAGCAGGCAGACGCACAGCACUGAAGGACGGGCCUGAGAAACUCUGCAACUACGAAAAGGUCCAUAACUUUAAGGUACACACCUUCAGAGGACCACACUGGUGUGAAUACUGUGCCAACUUCAUGUGGGGUCUCAUUGCCCAGGGAGUACGUUGCUCAGACUGUGGGCUGAAUGUGCAUAAACAGUGCUCUAAGUUGGUGCCCAGCGACUGCCAGCCUGACCUGCGGCGCAUCAAGAAGGUCUUCAGCUGUGACCUCACUACGCUGGUUAAAGCUCACAAUACACCACGGCCCAUGGUUCUGGACAUGUGCAUUCGAGAGAUAGAGCAGAGAGGGCUGACGUCAGAGGGACUCUACAGAGUGUCAGGCUUCACAGAGCAUAUAGAAGAUGUGAGGCUGGCCUUCGACAGAGAUGGUGAGAAGGCAGAUAUCAGUGCCAAUGCUUAUCCAGACAUCAACACCAUCACAGGAGCCAUGAAACUCUACCUGCGUGAUCUGCCCAUUCCAGUCAUCACUUAUGACGUCUACUCCAAAUUCAUACAGGCAGCCAAAAUAAAUGACCCUGACGCCAGGCUAGAGGCAAUCCAUGACGGCCUUCUACAGCUUCCUCCGGCCCACUAUGAAACUCUCCGCUACCUGAUGACCCACCUGAAGAGGGUCACCAUGUACGAAAAAGACAAUCUAAUGAAUGCAGAGAAUCUGGGAAUCGUCUUUGGUCCAACUCUGAUGCAGCCGCCAGACCAGAACACGCUGGCCAGCCUCAACGACAUGAGGCACCAGAAACUCAUCAUACAGCUAUUGAUUGAGCAUGAAGAUAUCCUGUUUUAAACACAUCAACUGUAAAGAUUUUUGUACUCAGUGGUCAGGGUGGCCAUCCAUCAAAUCUGAAGACCCUGUUUUUGGUGGAGAAUUGCAUUAAUACGGAUGCAUUACAUUCUCAAUUACACAGAAUGUGUUGUAAACCGCCAAUAACACUUGGUGGUCAUGAUGCUACGAUGCUAUCUUGAUCAGUAGAAAUGCUCUUACAUUAUUUUUUAUAUGUAUUCUUAUUUACUGUGAUCCCAUGCAGAGCAAAUCAUAAGAUGAAUAAUGACAAAAUCCUAUUUUUUUUAUUGUUUGUAUGAUAUAGUAAAAUUACAGUACUACUUCCCCAGAAGCCAAAUAAUGUAAAUUACAGCCUGGCACAUGACUGAUGGGUCCAUGUUCAGUGUGUUAUACUGAUGAUUUCAUAGUUCAAUAAGAUUUAAAAGUUGUUUGUUCUUUGUAAAAGGGUGGUAUGUACAGAAUAUGUGCACAUUUGAUAUGUGUUCUACAAUGAGAAGACCUAAUAUGACGCACUUUUUUUUGCUUUUGCAAAGAGUGUAAAUAUUUUCAUCCUUAAUUUUUCUGCAUUAUGUGUUAAUAACUAUGAAUAUAAAGCCCAAAGUCCCUUUCAUUUUUAUUUUUUUGCCCGAAAAAGCAGAGGGAAAUGCUCCGAUAAUGUUCAGUGUGGUUCCUUUGUGCUUGUAUGUACUCCUGUAGCACACAACUUGUUCUUAUCUUAAGGAUGGUACCGAUAAGGAGCAUUUUGACCGUCUCUGACUGUGAGGAUUGGGUGCUGGAAAAAAAAUAAUCACAGCUAGUUCUGUUGCCUUUGUCAAUGUCUGUUGAAGUUGUUUAUUUGAUAUGAGACCUUUCUACAAAUUUGUUUCAUGAAAAGUAUUUUCUGUGAAGAAUGUAAUUAUGAUUGUAAUUUAUCAAAUACUGAUUUAUUAAAUUAUGUAAACCGUU